UACGGGAGGCGGGCGGAGCCUAUGGGCGGUGGGCGGGGCUUUCUGGCAGUGGGCGGGGCUUGCGGCGGCGCAGCGCUCCGAUGGCGGUGAGCCGGGCGCUCGCCCUGCGCCUGGCCUACGCGGCCACCGGCUGCGUGCUGGGGCUCUCGGCCUUCUUCACCUGGAGCCUGGCCCCCGCCUUCCGCCAGCCCGCCACCGCCGCCGCGGGGGGGCUCUCCGGUGUUCUGGCGCUCUGGGCCCUAAUCACGCAUGUGAUGUAUGUGCAGGAUUACUGGAGGACCUGGUUAAAAGGGCUGAGGUUCUUCCUCUUCAUCGGGAUCCUCUUCUCAGCCCUCUCAGUGGUGGGGUUCUGCACCUUCCUCGUUCUGGCCAUCACCAAGCACCAGUCCCUGACUGAUCCCAGAAGCUACUACCUGUCGUGCGUCUGGAGCUUCAUCUCCUUGAAAUGGGCCUUCCUGCUCAGUUUGUACGCCUACCGGUACAGGAACGAGUUUGCAGACAUCAGUAUCCUCAGUGACUUCUAACACUUGGACUUCAAUCCCGUCUGAAGGUGCUGGAGGUCUGAUUUGCAUCCCCGAAGGCAUGGUACAUGCGAGAGAUGUACAAGAGGCGGAGAAGGAACUCACCCAGUGCUGCUUGGUUUGUCUGUCUGCAGUAGGGGUUCUUCCUAAUUGCUUUUACUCAACCAUUUAAAGUUUGGCUAACGAUGUCAAUCCAGUCUUUCUGUAACUUUCCCGGGAGUCCCUGUGUCUGGUAGUGGGUCGAAAGACUCCAUCUGCUUACACACAGCAGGCCCAGACCCACUCUUUGCGUUGCCCUCAAGUCCUUGGGCUUGCACUUGGGGAGAAAGCCCUGGACAGCACCCUGACACCUCGUGCUUCCGAGGGAAUUGCCAGGUGGGUGCCCCAGAUGUGCGUAGAAACCCUGCUGGGUGGAAGUCGUCGUCCAUUUUGCACUGCUCUGCUCCUCAAACGGAGAGCCUUCCUUCGUAGCAAGUCCCUGAGUACCUUCCAGCCAGUACCAGGCAUCUUCCAGUACUCUCCUUUUACAACUAGUAGUAGGAGUAGUACACAAAGUCUGGAGGAUGUGUAGAGCCCCAGGGGACGGGGCUGCAGCAGAGAAGUGCCAGUCAUCCCCUGCCUCUGUCAGAGGUGGAGAGUGCUGAUUCUGGCUGCUAACCUAGAAGGAAUUUAAUAUUUAAUGCUAAAUUUUCUAGGAAGCAGAAUAAGGUGUUUGGGUGGCAGGUGUGCUGGGUAAGGGCUUGCUUACCUGAACCUCAGGAGAAACCUGAAUAUGAUUCUUCUAAAAAAGUAUUUCUGUAGGUAGCAGUGUUUCCUUUUCUUUGCUCGGCUUCCCUGUAUCGGAGAGCAGGAUGAGAGGGAAAGGAGAUACGGUCCUCAAAACUAAAAAAGGUAUCCAGCAAGCCUCCAAAACAAGCGCCCGAUGUAGGCACCGUCUGUGCUGCCACUGGUCCCUGCUUUGCUUUGGAAGGCGAGAGGUUUGAGCACGUAAUAAUUAAAUUAAGCUGAUGGGGUUAUUUUGGAAGCAGCUGACAACACCUGGAUAGCAUUCCCCAGUUUUUUGGGUGGGAAGGUCCUCAACUUACCCAGCUCGCGGGACAGCGGGUCAAUGCGCAAAGCGAGGUGUUGCCAGCCUUGCCGGGGAACCUGCUGGAGGCUGCUAACCCCCGACAAAAGGCUGUGUACCUGAAAUGCGCUUAUGAGGUUAAUACUCAGGCUUUUAAAUCCUAAAAUCUCCCGUACUGCUGACGUCGGGCUGCCAGCGUGCCCGGCAGGAGAUGGAGCAGCCGAGCUCGCUUCCCUGCCACGGAACCGAUGCGGGGUUUGCGAGAGGUUUUAGGGUAGGGAGUUUCAAGAAGCCAUCUCUCGUCUUAAAUUUCCCCAGCACGACUCUGCCCAUGUGUUCGCUGUCCGGGUGCAAGCCCCAGCUCUGAAAACUGCGUUGUGGUGUCCUCGGGAGGCAGAAAUCCUUACGGGCAGAAAGCCUCACAGCAAAGCGUUGUCCCUCUGUGUCCCCACACUGCAGCGCCCUCCUGCCUGCACGCCGCUGGCAUCCCUCAGCAGCACAUCGGGGCUCCCUUCCCGGGCACGUGUCCAAAAGUCCCCUCGGCUGACCCCGGAGGUUUUUUAAAGUUUAUUUUUGUGACACUAAAUUUGCCUACGAAACAGCUCACUGAAUCUAACCCCCCCCCAGUUUUCUCCCUGACAUGUUUUAGCUCUGGAAUUUAUACUUCCAUCUCAGCUUUUUAAAAGAUCGUGUAUGUAAAUAUAUAAUAUAUUUUUACAUCGUUUACGCUUUGUUUGCACGCUUGGUGUAAGACUUGGUCCUGCAGCGGGAUGGUGUGAUUCACAGCGGGGUUCGUUUGUGUGUAUCCUAGUGUCUCCUUGUACUAAGCUACGCUGUGUAACUCGUGUGUGACACCACGAUAAGAGCAGAAAUACAGUCGUCUUUCUCACCAAA
Molecule: messenger RNA, 2481 nt
Organism: Cygnus atratus (black swan)
Lineage: Eukaryota; Metazoa; Chordata; Aves; Anseriformes; Anatidae
Gene: SLC48A1
Product: solute carrier family 48 member 1
Exons: 3
Coding region: 81-524 (147 amino acids)
Biological process (GO): heme transport
Cellular component (GO): plasma membrane; lysosomal membrane
Molecular function (GO): heme binding; heme transmembrane transporter activity
Source: RefSeq, a predicted model, not a curated record